Messenger RNA from Parastagonospora nodorum SN15, 711 nucleotides. RefSeq lists its product as hypothetical. Bases 1 to 711 code for a protein of 236 amino acids. The transcript is spliced from 3 exons. The record is from RefSeq and is a predicted model, not a curated record. NCBI's taxonomy places the organism in Eukaryota, Fungi, Ascomycota, Dothideomycetes, Pleosporales, Phaeosphaeriaceae.
AUGUUUUCACGGGCUUCUACAGCUGUCAUCUUCCACGUGCCACGGAGUACAGAUAUCCAUACUGAGCUACUGAAGUACAAGAAAUACCGCAUCAAUUCCGCAAAUCUUGCCGCCUCUUGUCUUGAGCAAGAGCAAGUCCAGCAGCCAUCGUCCAGCUCGAAGAAUUCGCAACAUCCCAUAACUCUGGAACAGACUACAGUCGAGCACUUUGUUGCGUACGAGAAAUGCAUUCAGAAGGGAGAGAUCUCCUUGCUUUCAAUAAGGGAUGACUAUGGCCACCUGCUAGCAUGCUACUGGCUUGGUUCUUUAUUACAUGACUGGCGAUUUCAGGACGUCGUUGUCUCAAAGAUCCUAGCCAUGCUUCGAAGCAAAGACGGUCAUCAGUCUCAGUUCGUUCGCCUACUUACACAGACUGGCGUGCAGUUAUUCAUUGGACAGUGCGGAACAAAGUCAGGCCUCUUCAGAAUGACAGUCAGUGCAUAUGCACGCUUCGCUUCGUCGCACGAGAUCGACGUGCUGGCCUUGUCAAAGUACCCACCCGACUUCCUGCGACAUGUCUUGAAGGACCUGGCUUUGUUGAGAAAAACCCAGCACAGAGAUGGUAUGGUUCCAGAAGAGUUUGCGAUCGCGGACUGUUCCUAUCAUAAUCACGGAUUCUAUGGCCCUUGUGCUCUGCGUCAGAAUGGAGGAACACCUCAGGAUGGUGCCUAG